UCAGUCAACCUAAGCGUGUUCGGAGUUUGGAGACUUUGGAGUUUGGAGCAGCUUAUGGUCAGCAACUCUCCGGCUGCAAAUAAAAAAAAACCUCAACUUAUCAGAUAAAGAAAAAACGUAAGCAGAGGAGCAUACAUUUCUUCCGCUCAGCUGCGUGUACGCGUCUCAGAGAGCCGCCUUCGCUUGCCAAGACAAUUGUUAUUGAAUACAGCAGAUGAUCACCAGCUGAGUACCUUCAUUAUGAUUUUUUAUCAGGUUUUAAGGAUAUUGUCACGUGGGAAGAGUGUUAUUCUUAAUAUAUUACAAAAUUACUUUCAUAAGAGCAAUAAAUACAAGACUACUAAAAUGCAACUCCUAAUGUGUGCGCAAAUACCAUUGUGCUCUAAAGCACUCAGAAUAGGAUUUUCCACAAUGCUUCAAAAAGGUCCUAGACCUAUAAUACUGUGUGGACCAUCUGGUAGUGGAAAAAGUACACUAAUAAAAUUGCUGUUUAACGAGUAUCCAGAUAAAUUUGGUUUCUCCGUGUCUCAUACGACUAGACAGCCAAGACCUGGCGAAGAACAUGGAAAGCAUUAUUAUUUUACAACCAAAGAGGUGAUGCAGGAACAAAUUGAUAGAGGAGAAUUCCUCGAGACCGCGGUUUUCAGCAACAACAUGUAUGGAACAAGUAAAAAAGCUGUCGAAGAUGUUCAAAAAUCUGGAAAAAUUUGCAUAUUAGACAUAGAAACUGAAGGAGUGAAGCAAAUCAAAAAAAGCUCUCUCAAUCCUUUGUUUAUCUUUAUAAAACCACCAUCAAUUCAAGAAUUGGAAAAGCGUUUAGUUGGUAGAAAAACUGAAACUAAUGAUUCCAUGCAAAGACGGUUAUCUUCUGCAAAGGCAGAAAUUGAAUUUGGUGAAACUCCAGGUAAUUUCGAUUUGGUAGUUAUAAAUGACAACAUUGAUAAAGCAUACGAAAAGCUCAGAGAUUUUAUAAUGAAAGAAUCUAGCCAACAAAUUCAGUAGGAACGGUACACAUAUACCUUGAUUAAAAUUUAUUGUAAGUGCCAACUUAGAUUGAAAUUAUUCACAAGCUAAAAGCUUGUAACUAUAAGAGAGACAGCGCGCGGUAAAAACACAAAUGAAAGGUUUAAGUAUUAAGACAACAAAUAGCAUGAAAUGUAUGCAAAAGCACCUCGUAGUCGCUUACAAAUCAACUUGCAUUUACAGCUUGAAAUAAUGAUUUUUAUAUUUUCUGAAUUUGUUUAAUCCUCAAGUUGUGAUAAUUUGCAUUGCAAUCGCUAGGUGGAAUCAACUCUGACAUCAAUCUAUGUAAGAUAUUUAAGUUUUAUGGUAUCGAGUAUUCUUAAAUGUGUAGAAGUAACUAGUAUAGAAUAACUAACAAAUGUUAAAUACGUAAUUUUAAUCUACUGAAUGAUGAAAUUUACAAAUCAUGAUCAGUUUGACUAGUUCUAGUAAUAAUGAUAACGAAGCAAUAAGUAACUGAGAUGCCCAACAUAAAAAAAAUCUGUUUGAUUAAAUUAAUAAGUAUUAAAACUUUGUUUUUGUAUCUUGAUAUUUUAUUUUUCAAAGAACUUCUCAAGUAUAGUCUGCGAGAAAUUUCGCAAUAGAAUGAAACGCGUACUACAUUAAAAAAAUACGGUAAAUGAACCAUUAACUGGAAAAAAAUAUUUUAUUUUUAAAGAGUUAAGAGUUACUUAAUUUCUUUUAGUUUAACAAUCUUGAGUUCGUAACCUUUUGCAGUUAUCGUGCUUCCGCAAUUAAAACGCUUCUGUUCACGCUUCAAAGUAAUAUGUAAACGAUAAUUUAUCUAAAACAACCGACUUGAUUACUUAUCAACUAUUGCAUUAUAUGAAAAAGCACGCAUUUUUAAACACGUAGAAACAUGUAAACCGACAAAGAGAAUGUAAAGAAAAACAAAUGUUUGAAAAUAUUGUAAAUAUGGUAUGUUCUUUUUUUUUUU
Messenger RNA from Copidosoma floridanum, 1960 nucleotides. Its product is annotated as guanylate kinase. Gene Ontology annotation, cellular component: cytosol. Gene Ontology annotation, molecular function: GMP kinase activity. The record is from RefSeq and is a predicted model, not a curated record. NCBI's taxonomy places the organism in Eukaryota, Metazoa, Arthropoda, Insecta, Hymenoptera, Encyrtidae. Gene Ontology annotation, biological process: purine nucleotide metabolic process.